This is a messenger RNA of Hyalella azteca, 2150 nucleotides long. Its product is annotated as D-beta-hydroxybutyrate dehydrogenase, mitochondrial. The record is from RefSeq and is a predicted model, not a curated record. Lineage: Eukaryota; Metazoa; Arthropoda; Malacostraca; Amphipoda; Hyalellidae. Bases 1 to 732 code for a protein of 243 amino acids. The transcript has 7 exons. Gene Ontology annotation, molecular function: oxidoreductase activity.
AUGGCUAGCCCAACUGUAGAUGCCGCUGACCUUGACAUCCCGGGGGCUGGGGUGAGGUGGUGGGGGGCUGGGGUGCUGCGUCUGCUGCCCCCUGGUGAGGUGCUGUGGGGGGUGGUUAAUAACGCGGGCCUGGCGACGUUCGGUGACCUGGAGUGGCUCUCCCUGGACGACUACCGCCGCCUUUACGAGGUCAACGUCCUGGGCAUCGUCGCAACCUCGCAGACGUUCCUGCCCCUCGUCAGGAAGGCUAGAGGUCGCGUUGUGAACAUCUCAAGUCUGCUGGCCCGCUUCGCGGUGCCCAUGCGGUCGCCCUACGUCGCCUCUAAGUAUGCUGUCGAGGGCCUCAGCGACUGCAUGAGGUACGAGCUCCGGGACUGGGGGGUCAACGUGAGCAUCAUCGAGCCCGGCAACUACAUUGCAGGUACUAACAUCUUCACGGCGGCGGGGGUGGACGCGACGGCAACGCGGCUGUGGGAGACGAUGGGCGAGGAAGUGCGGGCGCUGUACGGCGAGUCUCUCUUCUGGCGCCGCGUGGCCGUCAUGAAGAAAUACGCCGACGCUGGGAGCACGGACCUGACACCCGUCCUUCAAGCCUUCGCAUCCGCUCUGCUGGAUCGCUGGCCUCAGCCACGCUACCAACCCGCCGACCUCUACUUCAAGACGCGUUGUCUUGUGGCCACACACGGGCCAGAGUGGUUGUACGAUGCCCUCUACAUCAGCACUCCUAAGUAGCAUGGCUCUAUGGCGCCUCUAUAUCACUACUGUCAAAUAGUAUGGUUCGACGACAUUCUACAUCACAUCACCAUUGCCGAGUAGCAUGGCUCUAUGGCGCCCUCUACAUUACCACUGUCAAAUAGUAUGGUUCUACGACAUUCUACAUCACAUCGCACUGCCAAGUAGUAUGACUCUAGGACACUUUCUACUCCACUAGUUCAAUGUAUUGCGGCUCUACAGCGCUCUCUGCACCAUCUCUCUUAAGUUUGUGGCUUCACAACGCCCUCAUCACCAUUUUUUAAACCACUAUGCAGCAACUAAACUGGGUUUUGAGUCCCCGACAGAGUUAAAAGUAUGGAUUUAUACAUUUCGUACGUACUGUGUCUAAUCUUAUUAUUUGCUUGGCUCAGUAAUUAAAAUUUAAAUAUGUCAAUAAAGUUUCAUGUAAUCUACGAUAUAUUAGGUAGUCCCGACAUUAGUAACGUAUGAAUUAAAAUGCCCCAUCAUUAAUUUCUCUCCCUAAUUUAAUUUUCUGAAUUAACCUGCAAUAUCUGCGGCCAUGAAAUUCAGCGUAGCUUCAGUCAAUUCCAUGGUGCUGCUAGUGCUCAAUCGGAGCGCAAAUAUACAAGAUGUGUCUAAGGAUACCAAUUUUUUGAAGCUUCUUAACCGUCUACCGCCGUAUGUUAUUCUCCGGGAACAUACCUUUCAACUUAAAUGAUUCGUGAACUAUUGACUGUAGCAACCUGAAGACGUUUGUACUCAACAGAGAACAUUUUAAAGUUAUCGUACUUGGCAGUAAAUCAGUGCAAAUCAUUUUGCUCUCACUAGCAACGUAUCCUUUUUGGGAAGUAGGCUUGUGAUAAUAUUGCUCCGGUUACUCAUGUCAGACGGUAGAGGGUUAAUUUAGAACCGGCUUGGGAAGCAUUCGAACCUGUCUGUAGUAGCUUCUGUGGUAUAACACACGAGUCCCAAAUUACUAAGCCUGUUUUGAGUUGAUAAAGUCUUAAGUAGAUAAGAAGUACAAAAUGUUACUCAAGAUUCAUUUAUCGUUCCCACCUCAAUUCCUUUUCCAUAAACCUCGAGGUUGUGAGUGACAAGCAUGGAAAAUAAAUCCACACAUCUUUACGAAAAUGGAGAGAUAUUAUCAUGGCAAAUGAAACGUCAGUUUGACCGAAGACAUCCGCUGGAUUCUCUCAAGUGGCUGGCAUCCAGGAGACAAAUGCACCAGUCUUUUCUCUCUGCCUGUCUGUGUUACCAUUAGUUACGUAAAGAUGUCGUCUAAGUAAAUUCAUUUCAUCAGGUUCUCUCUCAUGUUUUACCUGUUAUAAGCUGCUGUAUGACCAUGAAUAUGCGGAAUUAUUCCCUGUUCACACUAAAGAGAAACCAUUUAAGAGACAUGCAGACUACAGAACAAACUAUUGAAUACUUUGAAAUCA